Messenger RNA from Penicillium bovifimosum, 2064 nucleotides. RefSeq names its product fungal specific transcription factor domain-containing protein. Gene Ontology annotation, biological process: positive regulation of transcription from RNA polymerase II promoter by galactose; DNA-templated transcription. Bases 1 to 2064 code for a protein of 687 amino acids. The record is from RefSeq and is a predicted model, not a curated record. Gene Ontology annotation, molecular function: zinc ion binding; RNA polymerase II cis-regulatory region sequence-specific DNA binding; DNA-binding transcription factor activity, RNA polymerase II-specific. Gene Ontology annotation, cellular component: nucleus. NCBI's taxonomy places the organism in Eukaryota, Fungi, Ascomycota, Eurotiomycetes, Eurotiales, Aspergillaceae. The transcript is spliced from 2 exons.
AUGCCCUCUCGACCGUGUGUACUCUGUAUUCGCGCAGGACACAAAUGCGAGACAACUCACCGCGCAGCGACGCGGACUCGCACUCGAAGAACAGACUCCAGAGACCACAAGUAUUCUGGUGUUCACAAAGCCAUCGCACCGGCCAAACACACAAAUACCAGCAACCGUCAUGACGAACCGACAUCAUCCGAUGCAACACCGAGCUCAGCAUUCUACCCAGAGCGCUCACCAAAAGAACCCCAGUUCGGAGCAAACGCUUCAGCAAUAGACUUUGCCAGACGAGUCUUCAACGAAGAAGCCGCCGGCCGGACGCUAACAGGCGCCUCAAUCCCCGGUGAUACCGGCGCACCAACGCUGGACAAUUCACUAUGGCAGUUGACAGAAGUCGAACUACCACCCGAAGCCGUGAUGCUGGCGCUGAUCGACGUCUACUUUGACCGAAUGCAAUGGUUCAUCAUAAUAUUCCACGAACCGUCAUUCCGACGAACAGCGCGCCGGAUCAUUUCCCAGCGGUCGUGGCGCCGGCAAGAUCUCAGUCCGAUCAUGGCUGUUUUGGCGGUUGCGAUGAUCGGUCUGCAUUCUGCGCUACCCGAUGAGCGAUGGUGUGGCCAUGAACUGCUGCGCGAGCACGGUAUUGACGGGAAGAAGUUGAUGCAAGGGUUGAUCAAUGAGAUCCGACGGAAUUUGCUAGAUAUCUCGAUUGAUUGUCGGAUUGAGGCUGUGCAGGUUUGUUUCUUGGUCUCCUCGUACUAUCUCUAUCACAGUUCGCCCAGUCUUGCGUGGACGGUUUCCGGUAUGGCUGUGAGGUCGGCGUAUGCACUGGAUCUCCAUACGAAGUCUGCGCAAUACGAGUCUCCGAUUGUGGAUGAAAUUCGGUCUCGAUGUUGGAAUCACGCUAUCGUUGGCGAUACUUUUACUUCUAUCAUCUACGGCCGUCCUUCCUCCAUCGACACCGGACUCGUGGCGCUACAUUCGCUCCGCGACAUGGACGAUCUAGCCAUCGAUCCGCUCCUACUAAAAAAUGAAUGGAUAUCCGGCGACGGAAACCCAACGACAACAGCCGGUUUCUUCACCAUGAAAUACGACAUUUACAAUAUAAUCCGCCACAUCCUCUCCCGCUUCCGCCGUCUGCAACUCCGCAGAGAAUCCCUAGAAUCCGACCUCGUGGCAAUCGCCGAAGCAGCCCAAGACUCAGAAGACCAAUUGCGAUCCUGGCGAAGCCGAGUCCCCCGUCUUUUCGACUUCGAAUUCUGGACCACCGAGAACCGUCUCGAUCGCUUCCACAACUACCUACAAGAACAAGACCUCCCCCAACGCACAAAAGACCAAGCGGAAACAAUCAUCCUCCAAGCAGCCACCCUCCAAUUAACCUACGACGGAGCCCUCAUCCAGGCCCGUCGACCCCUCCUCGAACAAAAAAUCACAUCCUCCUGUUCCCGUCUAGUCGUCGACGCUAUCCGCCUCUCCCUGCGUGUCGCAACGGCAGCCGCACUACGCAUAUCGCGCAUCCCGGUCCUGCGAUUUAAGCAUCAUUUUGCUGAAUCCUUUGCAUCACUCCACCAAUUCACCGCGGGAGUAAUCCUCUGCAUCACGCCGACGAGUCAACCGUUUACAGCCGCGGCGCACGAGGCUAAAGCGGGGAUCAUGCGAAUUAUACAUUCCAGCACGGCAUUCGGCCCUCAUAAUCGCAUCGCCGCGCAGACGGCGCAGCUGUUGACUGAGUUACUGAAAGUGACGGUUGAGCGGGAGAUGUCUGGUGCGUUGCGAGGGGGGCCGGAGAUGGGAAUUUCCAGGGGUGAUGGUGUAGAUCCGGCUUUACACAGGAGAGAGACGUUUGCUCGAGAUGACCUUGAGAAUACAGAGACUGCAUAUCCAUCGCUGCAUUUGAGACAGAUGGAUAUACCGCAGACUAUGCCUGGACACCCACGGUCGAAUGAUGGGAUGCAGGUGCCGAUUCAGACGGAGUAUCCGUCUGCGCAUAUAUUUGAACAGCUUGAUGAUACGUUUGGGGCGUUUGGUGAGCGUAAGUGGGAUCGUGUUCUUAUUUUGCAAUUUGGGAGUUGA